Oncorhynchus keta (chum salmon) is the source of this 1383-nucleotide messenger RNA. Its product is annotated as immunoglobulin lambda-like polypeptide 1. The transcript is spliced from 5 exons. The record is from RefSeq and is a predicted model, not a curated record. Lineage: Eukaryota; Metazoa; Chordata; Actinopteri; Salmoniformes; Salmonidae. Bases 1 to 549 code for a protein of 182 amino acids.
AUGAGUCCCACGGGGGACAAGUUCGAAUUUGACUCUGGCACGACACUUUAUGUGACAGACGGCAUUCAACGAAAACCCAAAGUGACGCUGUACUCAGCGUCCAAUUCUGAGUCGAAUGAGAAGACCACCCUGCUAUGUCUGGCUAGAGACAUGUUUCCAGACUUGGCCAAGAUCUCAUGGAAGAUUGAGGAUGCAAACGGCGGAAGAACGGAGGUGCCCAAAGCAGAGGGGGAACAGCUGGAGCAGAGGGAGGAAGAACAGACGACCAGUAUGAUCAUCAUUGAUAAAGAGAAGAUGUACAAGAACAAAUACAUCUGUUCUGUGGAGCAUGAAUCGGGUGCUCAACAUUUUGACAUCCCAAAAGCGUACAGAAAUGACACGCAGGAGUCACUGACUCUGCAGUUUACCGAAGAUUCCUUCCAGUCAACGUGCAGUCUGAACCUGGCCUCUCUGGUUUACACAGUGAUGAUAGUGAAAAGCAUGGUGUACUGCUGUGGGCUCUCUCUCCUGCUGCACAACAGGAUCCUGGGAAGAGGACCCAGCACCUGAAGACCUAUAUGAGGAAAAUCAUUUAUGUGCUUUUUUUUUACAUUGAUACAAUGUUGUUCUUUUUUUGUGUGGUUUUUUUACAUUGAUACAGCUUGCAUGACAUUUUCCUUGCCUAACACAGCCUGCUCAAAUUAACCAAGUUGCCAUGAUCUGAUCUGUUCUCCAUGAUCUGUUCUCAACUUGUUUGCUUCAAUGUGCAUGUUCCCGACGCAGAUGUUGAGCCUAGACUUAAUAGUGGUGGGAUAAUAUGGUUCAUGUUUCUUUGGUGUUCUAAGGACAUGUGAAACGGUAGUUACUGGAAACAAGAUAUAGCUAGCUGCAGAACCACAGCUCGAGUGUGUGAAGAGAUGGUUAUCCAAAGCUGCUGGAUGAUUCACUUGGCCUUGAUCUGUUUUUACCUCUAGUAGUGGGUUCACAGCUCUUGCCAUCAAAUUGAAGAAUAUGACAGCGAUGGCAGACGAGUCCGUAAUGGUAGUUUAUGGUUCUUGCAUUUGUAGAAUUAUAGAUCUAUGGCAAAACAAACUUUUUACACUUUUGUUUAUGUGUACGUUUUACCUUGAAACAAUCAAAUGAAAUUAAAUCAAGUUUGGAGAGUUUAAUUUGUUUUUACAUAUAUAUUUUGCAGCAAGGAAAUUAACAUUGUUAUCAAGAUAAGUAUUUUCCAUGUUAUUGUCAUGUUAUUACCAUUUAUUAUGUGCUUCAAUGUAAAGUGCUACCGAAAUGUCUUAUUCAUUGUUUUUCUUUUCUCUACAUCGAAACCAUGAAAUAACACAUAUGGAAUCAUGUAGUAACCAAAAAAGUGUUAAAUAAAUAGAUUUGAGAUUCUUCAAAGUA